Nycticebus coucang (slow loris) is the source of this 6099-nucleotide messenger RNA. RefSeq names its product SEC63 homolog, protein translocation regulator (gene SEC63). Gene Ontology annotation, biological process: SRP-dependent cotranslational protein targeting to membrane; post-translational protein targeting to endoplasmic reticulum membrane. Gene Ontology annotation, molecular function: RNA binding; transmembrane protein transporter activity. The coding region runs from base 310 to 2592 and encodes 760 amino acids. Lineage: Eukaryota; Metazoa; Chordata; Mammalia; Primates; Lorisidae. The transcript is spliced from 21 exons. Gene Ontology annotation, cellular component: Sec62/Sec63 complex. The record is from RefSeq and is a predicted model, not a curated record.
GAGUUCUACCGCUGCGCGCGCCACGUCUCCCUUAGCGGGCGUGCUGGGGACAGGCAGGGGGAGGAAAAAAAAACCGAGUGGGGCGGGAACUAUUUCCUCUCGCGAGAGCUGGCGACGGCUGUAGCAGCGGCGGCAGCGGCGGCGGUGGCGGCGGCGGCGUGUCCGUAAAGGGUAGCGUGGGGGCGGGGAGGAGAGGCGGCGGCGGCGGCGUUCGAGCUACGCCACACAGGGUCGGGGCGUUGAGAGCCCGAGUGCAGAGCGGGGUCGUGGCGGCGGCGGAGAGGAAACUGUGGAGGAGGAGGGGGUGCCAUGGCCGGGCAGCAGUUCCAGUACGAUGACAGUGGGAACACCUUCUUCUACUUCCUCACAUCCUUCGUGGGGCUCAUCGUGAUCCCGGCCACAUACUACCUCUGGCCCCGAGACCAGAAUGCCGAGCAAAUUCGAUUAAAGAAUAUCAGAAAAGUAUAUGGAAGGUGUAUGUGGUAUCGUUUACGGUUAUUAAAACCCCAGCCAAAUAUUAUUCCUACAGUAAAGAAAAUAGUUCUGCUUGCAGGAUGGGCGUUGUUCUUAUUCCUUGCAUACAAGGUUUCCAAAACAGACCGAGAAUAUCAAGAAUACAAUCCUUAUGAAGUAUUAAAUUUGGAUCCUGGGGCAACAGUAGCAGAAAUUAAGAAACAGUAUCGUUUGCUGUCACUUAAAUAUCAUCCAGAUAAAGGAGGUGAUGAAGUUAUGUUCAUGAGAAUAGCCAAAGCUUAUGCAGCUUUAACUGAUGAAGAGUCCCGGAAAAAUUGGGAAGAAUUUGGAAAUCCAGAUGGGCCUCAAGCCACAAGCUUUGGAAUUGCCCUGCCAGCAUGGAUAGUUGAUCAGAAAAACUCAAUUUUGGUUUUACUUGUAUAUGGAUUGGCAUUUAUGGUUAUCCUUCCAGUUGUUGUGGGUUCUUGGUGGUACCGUUCAAUACGCUAUAGUGGAGACCAGAUUCUAAUACGCACAACACAGAUUUACACAUACUUUGUUUAUAAAACCCGAAAUAUGGAUAUGAAACGUCUCAUCAUGGUUUUGGCUGGAGCUUCUGAAUUUGAUCCUCAGUAUAAUAAAGAUGCCACAAGCAGACCAACAGAUAAUAUUCUAAUACCACAGCUAAUCAGAGAAAUUGGCAGCAUUAAUUUAAAGAAGAAUGAGCCUCCACUUACCUGCCCAUAUAGCCUGAAGGCCAGAGUUCUUUUACUAUCUCAUCUUGCUAGAAUGAAAAUUCCUGAGACCCUUGAAGAAGAUCAGCAAUUUAUGCUGAAAAAAUGCCCUGCCCUACUUCAAGAAAUGGUUAAUGUAAUCUGCCAACUAAUAAUAAUGGCCCGGAGCCGUGAAGAAAGGGAGUUUCGUGCUCCAACUUUGGCAUCCCUAGAAAACUGCAUGAAGCUUUCCCAGAUGGCUGUUCAAGGACUUCAGCAGUUUAAGUCUCCCCUCCUACAGCUCCCUCAUAUUGAAGAGGACAAUCUUCGAAGGGUUUCUAACCAUAAAAAGUACAAAAUUAAAACUAUCCAGGAUUUGGUGAGUUUAAAAGAAUCAGAUCGUCACAGUAUAUUGCACUUCCUUGAAGAUGAAAAAUAUGAAGAGGUUAUGGCUGUCCUUGGGAGUUUUCCAUAUGUAACCAUGGAUAUAAAAUCACAGGUAUUGGAUGAUGAAGAUAGCAACAACAUCACAGUAGGAUCUCUAGUUACAGUGUUGGUUAAGCUCACAAGGCAAACAAUGGCAGAAGUAUUUGAAAAGGAGCAGUCCAUUUGCGCUGCAGAAGAACAACCAGCAGAAGAUGGGCAGGGUGAGACUAACAAGAACAGGGUAAAAGGAGGAUGGCAGCAGAAGAGUAAAGGACCCAAGAAAGCUGCUAAAUCAAAAAAAAAGAAACCUUUAAAGAAAAAACCUGUACCUGUGCCACUAUCACAGUCCAAGCAACAGAAACAAAAGCAGGCAAAUGGAGUUGUUGGGAGUGAAGCUGCAGUAAAGGAAGAUGAAGAAGAAGUUUCUGACAAAGGCAGUGAUUCUGAGGAAGAAGAAACCAAUAGAGAUUCCCAAAGUGAAAAAGAUGAUGGUAGUGACAGAGAAUCUGAUAGAGAGCAAGAUGAAAAACAAAACAAAGAUGAUGAAGCAGAGUGGCAAGAAUUACAACAAAGUAUUCAGAGAAAGGAGAGAGCUCUGUUGGAAACCAAAUCAAAGAUAACACAUCCUGUGUAUAGUCUUUACUUUCCUGAGGAAAAACAGGAAUGGUGGUGGCUUUAUAUUGCAGAUCGGAAGGAGCAGACACUAAUAUCUAUGCCAUAUCAUGUGUGUACACUAAAAGAUACAGAAGAGGUAGAACUGAAGUUUCCUGCACCAGGCAAGCCUGGAAAUUAUCAGUAUACGGUGUUUCUGAGAUCAGACUCUUAUAUGGGUUUGGAUCAGAUUAAACCAUUGAAGUUGGAAGUUCAUGAGGCUAAGCCUGUGCCAGAAAAUCACCCACAGUGGGACACAGCAAUAGAGGGAGAUGAAGACCAGGAGGACAGUGAGGGCUUUGAAGACAGCUUUGAGGAAGAAGAAGAGGAAGAGGAAGAUGAUGACUGAGCAGUUCUCUGAAGGGACCACAGUCUCUGCACAUCUUUGUAAAAUGUUGCUGUUUGGAAGUGUAUAAUAAACCAGAAACAGGACAGAAGUGAUGUUGAGGGAGGGAGGUCUUAGUUUCUUUGCUCUAGAAGUCUGCAUAAUAAAACUAGGCAGUGGUGAAGCCUUGGUACAAUCUGAAAAUGCUUAAGGCUUAUUGGAGCCUGUCAAAUAUGGGAUGGUGCAUUUAUUUCAUCUGCAAAUGAUAAUAAAUCUUUUGUUAUUAUAACUGUCCAUAAGUGUGGGCUAUGUAUUAUCUGAUCAAUGUGUGGUCCAGGUAAAAGUAAAGGUACAUGAAAAUCUAUCAAUGAGCAACUUUUCUUCAUUCAGCUUUAGUUUCAGUAAACAUUAAUGUAUGAUAAACACCACAAAUGUUUUAAGUAACAUCUGCCAAGUUUAUUGAUAAGCUCUGAUAUUCACUUAUUGACAUUUUGCAGUGAUAAAAACUAUAGCAGCUCCAUUCAUAGAUUUAAACCUUUCAUUUUUACCUAUCUUGAUCAUUAGUUGGCGUUCUCUUCACAUUCCACAUAAUAUAGAGGGCUACAAUUCAAAAUUUUCCUUUUCUUAAUUGCCCACAGUUAUCAGACAGAUUAUAAAAAUAGCUUUUAAUGGCUUAAAAUAUGUUUAAGCCUGUCUUAGUAGAUCAAUACAGGAUCUGACUCUUUAUAAGCUGAUAGGUCUGAAAGUGAUUGUGGGACCAGAUAUUCUCUGAUAUUGGUGGCUUAUGUUAUUAAACCAUUUUUUUUUAAGUUCACUAUAAAAGCUGAACUAUAUUCUUAUCUUUUAAUCUACCUGACUUCAUCAGAAGCCUUCAAAGGAAAAUGAAUAUAACACAAAGGAGGCUUUUUUGUAUUCAUUUUGGACUCCUGUCAAUAAAAUAGAAGUUUGGCUUAUUUUACGUUUUCAAUGGUGUAUGUCUUUUUACUCCCAGAGAAAGGACAUAAAUAGGUAAUCCAUUCUUUAAUUUUUCAACUAAAAAUCUAAUAUUGUACAUUACUGCUGAAGCAAUUGUUGUUUCUGUAUACUGUAGAAAAAUCCAGGAGCGAGAGGGGUUCCCCCUCACAUAGUACAGCUGUGGAAGGAUAGUGCUUAUAAAGAGCAGAGAUGUGUACAUGUUUAAUCAUUGAGGUGAGGUGAAUAUUUUUAUCACUAGUAUGGAGGAAGCAAAAGUGUAGUAUUAUGAGUCUGAUUGUAACCUAUCAGAAUCUUCAUAGGCCAAAGUACUGUUGGAAUACUAAUUUGUGACCUUGUUUACUUAGAAGGUUACUACUUUCAAUGCAGAAUUACCACUGGUACUUUGUUACUGCAGUAGGUGGAAAUAAAAUUUGAAAAUUACUAAAAAACAUGAAUGGUUUUUUUGGUUCCAAAUUUAGGUUGUAAUGAUCAAAGCAGGUUUUUCGCUGGAGCCCUGAUCUCCAGUUUAUGAGAACCUUCUUUGGCAGGGAGGACACUCUGCCUCUGAGGAGUUGUUUCUUUUGUUUCAUUUUACAAGUAAGAAGGUUGGGUUUACUUUUCAAAUCAGGUCUUGCUGUGAAGUGCCAGUCUGGGCUGAGGCAGCUACUGAUCACCUAAGUGUUGUGGCAGGGAGUGAGCUGGCUUAUGUCAGGGGAAAGGAGCGAUUAGAGAAAACGUGUGUGGCAGAAAGUUAAGGAAAGUGAGCAACCCAAACACACUGUGUAGUAUACACAUUUCCUAGUUUCUUGAAAGGUACUUUUCAGAAAAAGUGUUUCUUUUCUAGUGGCUAUUUUGCUUUUAAAGAGGCUGUAUUCAUGCAAACAACUAGCUGCUUUGUGGUUUUAAGACUGGAGUGGAUGAUAUCACAACCUGGUAACUCACCACAGUGCUUAAAAAACAGCGUCACCUCAAAUUAGAAAAUUCCACCAAUCUGUUUUUCAUUGCCCUUUGUGUGAUGUGCAUACUUUUCCCAAGUAAAUAAAAUAACUUUUCCUCUAAUGAGUACUUUAGGUAACCUCUGUCCAUAUUGCAGUAGUGAAGGAACUGAGCUUUCAAUAUGUGGUUCUCCUCUCUCCUGCAAGUCACCGAAUUCCACAUCCCUUCUUUCUGUUUCUGGAAUAGGAUUAAUAAUUUAUCCUAGUUUGCACUUAAUCUGAUUAAAUAUGAAAUUUCAAUGUUCUUUCUAUCAAAAAGUAGUGACAUUUUGUCAACAAUUGAGCAUAGCGUAUCUACAAAGUGAAAUUAGUUAUUUAUGAAAGUCACUUAAGCUGUGUAAUAUUUUUACCUAAAUUGGUAAAGUACCCAUUCAAACAAAUAAAGCCUUCCGGGAGGAAAACUUAGUUGCCACAAUUCAAAGUACAGCAAUUGUGAAUCUUAAUGUUGUAAAAAUUGAUUGAGGCCCAGAGGUGUUUUCCAUGUGGCUCAGUCUCAAAGUUAGAUGUUCAUGUUCUUUAAUUUUUUUUUAGUUUCUAUGAAUUUUUUUUUAAUUUAAGGAACCCAUUGUGUGGGACAAUACCUAUUACUGUGCUCUGUUUUGCUCUUCCCAGCUUGCACUGAGGGAUGGAGAAGGAUGAACCUGUCCAGCUGUUCUGUUCCACUGUGCUGGAAGCAGAGAGGUAUUGAUGUCAAACAACUGAUGUGGAAAUGGGAAGGGAGUGUUGAGGAAUGGACUGAGCCUCUCCAGACAUGUUAUUCCUGACCACACUUAGACCAUACACUGGAGUGUUCUAUAGUAACAAUUCUUACUUCAAGUAUAAUUCAGAGCCUUACAUAAUUUUCAGUAGGUUGUUUAUCAUUAUCACAUAGUGAGUUUCUGUGUGCCCAGCUCUGUGAUUGGAUACUGGGGCCAUCAAAGAAAAAAUGUUAAGAGCUCACUGGUACUUAGGCAGAUGUGUGGCAAUUCAUUUUAAUCCAUUUGCCUUGGCCAUUGUUUGGAAUGCCUUUUUUGUAAGUCUUGUAGACAGAAGAAUUAUUUUUCAUAGGGUCUGUUUGAUUUGUUGGCUUAAAAAAAUGGGCAAAUCCUGAUCCUUUAUUUUUAAAUGUUUCUUUAAAGCACUUUCCCCCCAAAUAUUGUGAUUCAGCUCCAUGAAACCCCCAAGUCUGCCUUAAAGUGAAAUAUCUGUCAGUGAUCCGUAACGUGACAUUUUACCAACUGUGUAGUGAUUAACCAAAUAUGCCUCAAGAAAUAAGCACCGUGCGUCUUCAUCCAUUUAAACUUGAUGCUAGGGCUAUUUUGCAAAACUUAAAAAUGUGAUCUUGUACAUUUUUCUGUAACCUGAGCUAAAAACCCAAAUAACAGCAAUCAUUGGCAUGCUUUAGGGCUGCUGUUUCAGGUGGAAGUGUAUACAUCCUGGGGGUAUGCAGAUGAUCAAUCCAUUGAGAAAGUGUUAAAAUGAUUAUUUGUAUUUAAUCUCAUCCUUUUAAAUUUCUAUUUUUGUGUGUUUUAUAAUGUACAUAAUAUAUUGUACAAUUGUACACUUCUAUAAUUUAUAAAUAAAUAAUACAUUUAUUGGUGCA